Molecule: messenger RNA, 1298 nt
Organism: Solenopsis invicta (red fire ant)
Lineage: Eukaryota; Metazoa; Arthropoda; Insecta; Hymenoptera; Formicidae
Product: cyclin-dependent kinase 20
Exons: 7
Coding region: 133-1134 (333 amino acids)
Biological process (GO): protein phosphorylation
Cellular component (GO): nucleus
Molecular function (GO): ATP binding; cyclin-dependent protein serine/threonine kinase activity
Source: RefSeq, a predicted model, not a curated record
GUACUCUGCUCCUUCUCUUUCAUACUGGUAACCAUGGAAACUGUAAAGCACGCUUAUAUUCUGCGCUUGUCUGCGCCGCAGAAUAAUUAUAUCGUGCAUUGAUAAUUAUUUUUCGUUUUUCGUAAAAUACACAUGAAUAUGGAGAAAUAUGAUAUUAAUGGUCAGAUUGGCGAAGGAGCGCAAGGCUUGGUCCUGAAAGCAUAUGACAAAUCCAGAGAUGAGGAAGUGGCACUGAAGAAGAUCCUGAUUAAAAAGAGCGAGGGUGGUCUGCCCAUAUCCAUCAUACGUGAAGUAAAAAGUCUACAGCAACUCAAGCAUCCUUACGUUGUGGAACUGCUGGAUGCUUUUCCAAACGGUUUAGACUUCGUAAUGGUGUUCGAAUAUAUGCCAACAGGUCUCUGGGAACUAUUAAGAGACUCUGAGAUAUCCUUGACAUUAGCGCAAAUCAAAACGUACAUGAAAAUGUUGUUUGAGGGUAUUGCAUACGUGCAUAGCAAGAAUAUAAUACACAGGGAUUUGAAACCUGCGAAUUUGUUGAUAAGCGAUAAAGGUAUUCUGAAAAUCGCGGAUUUUGGUUUGAGCAGAUUGAUGUGGCGAGACGGUACGAAGCCGUAUUCACAUCAAGUCGCCACACGAUGGUAUCGAGCGCCAGAGCUGCUUUAUGGAGCACGUUAUUACACAUCCGCAAUCGAUAUUUGGUCGAUCGGUUGCAUAUUUGGUGAAAUGCUGAACGCUUCCCCAUUAUUUCCAGGUGAGACUGACAUCGAACAACUAGCCAUCGUUUUGAAGUACAUGGGUUCUCCUACGUCUGAAUCCUGGCCCGAAUUAAGUUCGUUACCAGAUUAUAACAAAAUCACCUUUCCUUAUCAUAAAGGCACAACAUGGGAGAACAUUAUUCAAGACGCGCAGCCGGAAGCUAUCGAUUUAAUCAGGCAGAUUUUGAUUUACAAUUCGUCGAAACGUCUUACAGCUGAACAGGCAUUGUGUCAUAUAUAUUUUUACUCCAAACCAUACCCUUCUAUGAAGAAUCUAAUAAAACCACCACCGGAUCAUCGCCUCCGCGUAAAAUCGAAAGAAAUCGAUCCAAAUGUGCAAGUGAGCAACCUUUUCGAAAAUCUUCUAAGCAUUGUGUGACUGCCACGAUGUAUAUUAAUUGAUUUUAUUUAAGAUCCAUUUCUGUAAAACGCAAGUAUUCUUUUGAAUACCUCCGGAUUAUACUCCUCGACUACUGGCUUGCCAUUAUUGUAUUCAGCUUUUUCAUAGAGUGUUAAUGGCGGUAGAGCGCACCAGAAAUUCUU